This is a messenger RNA of Pipra filicauda (Wire-tailed manakin), 1160 nucleotides long. It is a transcript of the gene MND1, whose product is annotated as meiotic nuclear divisions 1. The coding region runs from base 436 to 1008 and encodes 190 amino acids. The transcript is spliced from 9 exons. NCBI's taxonomy places the organism in Eukaryota, Metazoa, Chordata, Aves, Passeriformes, Pipridae. Gene Ontology annotation, molecular function: double-stranded DNA binding. Gene Ontology annotation, cellular component: nucleus. The record is from RefSeq and is a predicted model, not a curated record. Gene Ontology annotation, biological process: reciprocal meiotic recombination.
CGGAUGUGAAACUUGGCGCCCGAGCACGUGCUUUCAGAAAGGCCGCUUCGAUUCCACGUCAUGCACGUACAGGUUUUAUUCCUCUGGCUGCUGACGGUGUCAGGGAUGUUUGGGAAGGCAGGGAGAUGGAAGUUAAUCAGUCUGCUUUCCGUUCGUGCUCCUACUCGCAUGUAUGUGGCGGCUCCAGGCUUUAAUCCUGCAAUGUAGUGACAUCGUAGGAGACAGUUGUGACAUCGCUGCUGGCAUCGGGCAUCACUGGCUAAAGCAGAAGGGAGGAGACUUAAAAAAAAAAAGACUGUUAAACAUUUGCGUGCCUUUGGUAUAAAUACACACUUUGGAAUUGGUAUUUGUCAAGAAACCUUGAAUCUGGAGCUGGAUUGGAUUGUGUGAAAGUCCAAGAAAAAAGGUCUGAGCUUUGAGGAGAAGAGAGCUCGCAUGAUGGAGAUCUUUUUUGAAACAAAAGAUGUGUUCCAGUUGAAGGAUAUAGAGAAGAUUGCUCCAAAAGAAAAAGGGAUUACCUCGAUGUCAGUGAAGGAGAUUCUGCAAAGCCUAGUUGACGAUGGCAUGGUGGACACUGAUAGGAUUGGAACUUCCAAUUAUUUCUGGGCUUUUCCAAGUAAAGCUCUUCAUGCCAGGAAGCGUAAAUUGGAGGAGUUGGAGUCUCAGUUUGCUGAAAGCAGUCAGAAAAAAGAAGCUUUACAAAAAAACAUUCAGAAAUCAAAAAUUGGACGUGAAGAUACUGCAGAACGUUCAGCUCUAAUGGAGGAACUUGCUGCCCUUCGGCAGAAAAAAGAGCAGCUAAAGGCAGAAAUAGACAAAUACAGGGAAUGUGAUCCAGACGUUGUUGAAGAAAUGCGCCAAACAAACAAAGUGGCCAAGGAGGCAGCCAAUAGAUGGACUGAUAACAUCUUUUCAAUAAAGUCCUGGGCCAAACGUAAAUUUGGAUUUGAAGAGAGCAGAAUUGAUAAAGGUUUUGGAAUCCCGGAAGAUUUGGAUUACAUUGAUUAGUGUUCUCUUGAUGACUGACACCAUUGUACAUAAUUUGUUAUAUAUUUGCAGUUUGCAUUUAAAUGUGUAUCUAAGUCCUCUACAAAAAACUGACCAUCCUUUAAUUUGCUGGUUUUGUUAAAGUUAAUAAAAUUCUAAAAAUAUUUGUUGCA